Spinacia oleracea (spinach) is the source of this 1578-nucleotide messenger RNA. RefSeq lists its product as uncharacterized. The record is from RefSeq and is a predicted model, not a curated record. Lineage: Eukaryota; Viridiplantae; Streptophyta; Magnoliopsida; Caryophyllales; Amaranthaceae. The coding region runs from base 1 to 1578 and encodes 525 amino acids. The transcript is spliced from 2 exons.
AUGGAUACAAGUUGGAUAAAUCUACCCACUGGCCACCCUGAAUAUGUCGAUGGUCGUAUGCAAUUCAUUGCGUUUGCCAAGCAAGGUCUAUUCGAAGGAAAAAUUAGAUGUCCAUGUAAGAACUGUAAGGUGGAUAAAUGGUUCCCGGUUAAUGAUGUAGAGCGACAUAUUUUGUUUAAGGGGUUUUAUAAGUCGUAUAGAAAUUGGAUCUUUCAUGGUAAAGGGGAUAUGGUUCAGCGUAUGUUAGGUAGUGAUGGAGGGAGUACAAGUGAAGGAUCCCUUGGUAAUCAAACUGGGUUUGUAGGUCGAGAUAAUAUGGGAGGACUAUUAAGAUCAGCUUUUAGUGUUAAUGUGCCACCCAAUUUUCCAACUUUUGAAGCAAGAGAGGAUGGUGAAUGGACUGAGGAGCCCGUGUUAUACGAUACAGAUGUUGAAUAUGAUUAUUCUACAAUAGAAGAAGAUGCGACAUAUAAGAAGCUACUUCAAGCUUCUGAGGAGAAAUUAUAUGAGGGGUGUAUUAAUUUUUCAAAGUUAUCUUUUCUUCUACACUUAUUUCACUUGAAGUGUAUACAUCACUGGUCCAUUGAAUCUUUCAAUAUGCUCUUGAAGCUGAUUUUAGAUGCAUUUACUCAAAUACUUGAUUUUCCCUCGUCUUAUUAUUACAGUAAGAAAAUGAUAAAAGACUUGGGCCGUGGGUAUGAAAAAAUUGAUGCUUGUCCUAAUGAUUGUAUGUUGUAUUGGGGUGAAUUUUUAGAGAAAGACAAGUGUCAUGUUUGUGGUAAAUCGAGGUGGAAAACAACCAAGGGUAAGAGGGGUGACGAUGUAAGUGAUCAAGGUAUGAAUACUUGUAAGAAAGGUGUGCCAGCUAAGGUAAUGCGAUAUUUUCCUCUUAUCCCAAGACUAAAAAGAAUCUACAUGUCAUCAGAAACAGCAGAAGAUAUGAGAUGGCAUGAUACAGAGCGAUUGGGUGAAGGUGAUAAGAAGAUUUUGAGGCAUCCUUCCGAUGCCUUAGCGUGGAAGGCAUUUGAUGAGAAUCAUAGAGAUUUUGCAUUAGACCCUCGUAGUGUUCGAUUAGGUCUUGCGAGUGAUGGGUUUAAUCCUUACCGUUUAAUGAACACUACUUAUAGUACAUGGCCAGUGGUGUUGAUUCCUUAUAAUCUUCCACCAUGGCUAUGUAUGAAACCAUCUUCUUUCAUUUUGUCCACACUUAUUCCCGGAAAAGCAAGUCCUGGAAAUGAUAUUGACGUGUAUUUGCAACCAUUAGUUCAUGAGUUGAAAUCGCUGUGGGGAGGGGUUGAAGCUUUUGAUUCUUUUGACGGAGUGAAAUUUAAUUUGCGGGCGGCUCUACUUUGGACUAUUAAUGACUUUCCUGGCUAUGCAAUGCUCUCUGCUAUAGAAAAUGGACCCGCAGAUCACCCAUAUCGACGUCAGGGUGAAAAGUUUUGUGAGAAGUUUGGAACUAAUGAGUUGGGUGAAGCCCCAUCUCGUCCUAGCGGCACUGAUAUAUUGAGUCAACAAGAAAAGGUCGAGUAUGUUUAUGGAAAUUCAAAGGCACCGCCGAAAAAGAGGUCAUACUGA